AUGGCCUCCCAGCCCGAGAAGCGGGUCGCCUCGUCCGUCUUCAUCACCCUGGCCCCCCCACGUCGCGGUGAGGCCGUGGCUGAGGACGUGAGGCGGGCAGCCUGCGAGGCCCGGCCCGGCCGCCCCUGGGAGCCGCCCGCCGCCACGAAGGCCAUUGGAGCCGGCCCGGCGGGGAGGCCCAGCCCCUGGACACCGGCCAGCAGGGCCGCCGCCUCGGUGCCAGCUGCCCCCGCUCCGCUGUCCAAUGGAGGCCGCUCUCUCCCGCCUCCUCCCCGGGACGGCGAGGACUCUCUCCAGGACCUGGAUCUGCUCCCGCCGCCGCCCCCACCAGCAUACCCGCCGCCCCCUGACGAGGAGCCGCCAGCCCCGGGGUCUGAGCUCAUCUCUGACUUCGAGCAGCUACACCUGCCCCCACCCCCACCCCCAUCACAGGCCCCGGCAGAGGGGCCUCCGUCCCAGCCCGGGGCCAGUCGACUCAGGCCCGCCGAGGAGGAGCUGCCGCCGCCCCCAGAGGAGCCAAUUGGCUUCCCGGAGAGAGAGGCGUCCACCGACGUCUGUGCCUUUUGCCACAAGACCGUGUCACCCCGAGAGCUGGCUGUGGAAGCCAUGAAGAGGCAGUACCACGCCCAGUGCUUCACAUGCCGCACCUGCCGCCGCCAGCUGGCCGGGCAGAGCUUCUACCAGAAGGAUGGGAGGCCCCUCUGUGAACCCUGCUACCAGGACACCCUGGAGAAGUGCGGCAGGUGCGGCGAGGUGGUCCGAGAACACAUCAUCCGGGCCCUGGGCCGGGCCUUCCACCCGGCCUGCUUCACGUGCGUGGCCUGUGCCCGGUGCAUCGGGGAUGAGAACUUCGCCCUGGACAGCCAGAACGAGGUGUACUGCCUGGACGACUUCUAUCGGAAAUUCGCCCCUGUGUGCAGCAUCUGUGAGAAUCCCAUCAUCCCCCGGGACGGGAAGGACGCCUUCAAGAUCGAGUGCAUGGGAAGGAACUUCCAUGAGAACUGCUACAGGUGCGAGGACUGCAGGAUCCUCCUGUCCGUGGAGCCCACGGACCAAGGCUGCUACCCGCUGAACAACCGUCUCUUCUGCAAGCCGUGCCACGUGAAGCGGAGCGCUGCGGGGUGCUGCUGA
Pipistrellus nathusii (Nathusius's pipistrelle) is the source of this 1131-nucleotide messenger RNA. The record is from the annotation of a GenBank genome assembly. NCBI's taxonomy places the organism in Eukaryota, Metazoa, Chordata, Mammalia, Chiroptera, Vespertilionidae.